Molecule: messenger RNA, 3587 nt
Organism: Durusdinium trenchii
Lineage: Eukaryota; Dinophyceae; Suessiales; Symbiodiniaceae
Source: the annotation of a GenBank genome assembly
AUGGUGGCCUUCUUGCGUCAUGCCUUGCAACCGGAUGCGGUGAAUACCUAUUUGGCGCCCCAGCCACCGAAACCACAAUUCUCCUUCUUUGAUUGGCUACAAGCCUGUUGCGUCGAAAAGCCCGCAGGGGACCAGGACUACCGUCUUCGACAGAAGGAAGAGGUCGUCUUGGGUCAUUUGCAACAGGAGGUUGCGACAACCUUCAAUGCACACUCGCAAGAACACGAGGACUUCUUGCAGACUUACUUCAAGGUAGCGAUCCCAGCGCUGGACGGCAAAGAUAGGACACUGACGCCCACAGGACGGCGUGAUCCACGCUGGAAGCUACUGGGUUUUCAAGAUGAGGAUCCCCGCACCGACUUCCGUGGGGGAGGCCUCCUAUCCUUAAAGUGCUUGAUUUGGAUGACACAGCUGGAUGCGCAAAGAGUCGCGCAGCUGAUUCGUGAGAGCAGUGGACAAGGGACCCUGAGCCCUGAGUACUGGUAUCCCUUCGCUGCCGCUGUCAUUAAUGUUUGCUUCGAGUUGUCCAAUUGGUUACUGCUGGACCAGCGACGAGCCAACGGCAAGGUUCAGCCUGACGAAGUUUGCAAUGGAUUGGAGUACCGGAGGUUUGCCGAGCUCACCGUGGAGGAGCCCGAAACCUUUCUUUUGCUGGCCACCUCUGCGGUCGUGGCCAUGCACGAGGAUGGAACGUGGAGCGAUCUGAGAAAGCACUUGCUGAGCUUCGGACCACUUGGCAGUUGCCGCCCGGUGAAUACCGAGAGAUGUGUGGAGAGUCCCAAAGGAUGUAGGAGCAAGGCCCAAGGGCCUCGUUCCUUUCGGUUCCUCUCCAGCGAACCCAUGGGCACGGGUGCCAGCACUUUGGACGAUGCGACCCUUUUGAGCUUCAUCUCGGAAGAUUUGGAGCGCGCAGAGCGGCUCUUGCUCGAGGCACAGCGGGCGGCGGAGAGCGUGGACGUUCGGACUCUGCAGGUGCAGGGCCUUGAUGGUGCGACGUUUCCGCUUCAAGUGGACGCUACGAACACCGUGCGGGAGGUGGUGCUGCGCAUCGCCACCCAUUUGGGACCUAAAGCAGGGCGAAGAUUGGUGCUGACCUCCGGUGGUGAGGUGCUGGUGGAUUCCAAGCCAUUGCUACAACAAGCUCUUGGGGAUGAGAUCACCUAUAUAGCUCAGCACAUGGAUCCUGGUCAUGCAGCCAGGAGCUUCCUGGCCCUAUGUGUUGAGAAACCUGAAAUCCCCACGGUCGGCAUCGAAGCCUCCAUGAGUACAGACGAGUUGAAUGCCAUUGAUGCAAUUGCCUCGUUGAACUUCAGCGCAUUUUUCAAUCAAAGCCUUGUAGGGGUCUUUGGCAGCUCUGGUUUGGGCCAGCUGGACAUCUUCAGCGUUCAGGACCAAAAGAACUGUCCGGAAGCACAGAAUCGUCAAUCCUUGGCAUUGGAGGCAGAGGGCUUGACCCUGACUGGUGAGCAGCGUGGAGGACGUGUGUUGGUGGCAUUGGAAACCUCCGUGGUGUGUCUCAAUCCCAUCCCCUUCGAGCGGCAGGUGAAAGAGCUCUUGCUGCAGGUUUGGGACACCUGCAGGUUUACGACGAGAGUGCGGACGAGCGACGCUUUGGAUUUGAUCAAUGCCACCUACAGCCGCCCUGAGGACCCGGAACGGCAAGUGCAACUGGGGCGCUUCCAUGCCCUUGCCGGAUGGGCCGUUUGCCUUAGUCGGAUGACGGGUCGCUACCUGCCAGACGACUGGCAGCCUCAGACCAGGCCUCCAUUGGAAGGUGCUCCGCAGCGCGGCACUCGCCCGGUGCAGCGCGGUCGGUGCAUCGUGGGUGUCUAUCGGCCCUGCGACAUCACCGACUUCGUUCGGUCGCGACUCCGGGAGCGCAGCGAGCGAAGUGAUGCAGAGGCGGAGGAUGCUUCGGUCUCUGCGCAUCUCCUGGUGGCCAACGCGCUGCGCCCUGAGCAGCGGCCGGGUCCGUCCGGUGCGGCUGAGAAGAUGGGUGGCUGUCAAGGUAAGCCUGCCGCGGCAGAGGCCAAGGCUGCGCCCAAGAAGCGCGAUUCGAGCACCAUCAAGAAAGAUAUCAAGGAUGGUGGCAUCGGGUACGCUCAAUUCAUCAUCGAGAAUACCGGCAAGAUAGCAGAUCACUACCAAAUGGACAAGAAGAAGCUUGGGGAAGGGUCCUAUGGAUCCGUCUCCAAAGCAACGAACAUCUCUACCAAGGCAAUCCGAGCAGUAAAGACCAUCUCCAAAUCUCAGAUGAAAAACAUCGAGCGCUUCAAACAGGAGAUUGCCAUCAUGAAGAUGAUGGACCAUCCGAACAUCAUUAAGCUCUACGAGUCUUUCGAAGAUCUUAGAAAUAUUUACCUCGUCAUGGAGCUCUGUGCCGGCGGCGAGCUCUUUGACCGGAUCAUCGAGUCCGGGCACUUCUCCGAGGUUCAAGCUGCUAUUUUGAUGCAGCAGAUUAUUCGUGCCAUCUACUACAUGCAUGAGAACCGGAUCGCGCACAGAGACCUGAAACCGGAGAACUUCCUUUUUAUGACCAAGGAUCCCAUUGAGAAAAACUUCUUGAAGAUCAUCGACUUCGGGCUCUCCUGCACGUUCAUCCCUGAACAGGCUCUCACCACGAAAGCUGGUACGCCUUACUACGUGGCGCCACAGGUGCUCGCAGGGAAGUAUGACCAGCAGUGUGACAUCUGGAGCUGUGGGGUGAUCAUGUAUGUGCUCCUUUGUGGAUACCCGCCCUUUUUCGGCGAGACAGACGCAGAUGUCUUGGCCAAGGUGCGUCUGGGCAACUUCAACUUCAAUCCCGCCGAUUGGAAAAAUGUGUCGGAUGAUGCCAAAAGCCUCAUCCGAUGGAUGUUGAAGAUGAACCCCCGCGACCGCUAUAGCGCGGCGCAGGCAUUGAACCAUGAGUGGAUCAAGAACAAAGCUCCCAAAGCUCAAGCUGCGCCGCUGCGAUCGAACUUUGUCGACAACCUGCGGGGCUUUCAAUCGCAGAACAAGCUAAAGAAGGCAGCUCUCCACAUCAUCGCUGGCCAACUGAACGAGGAUGAGAUCAAGAAGCUCCGAGAAGCCUUCACUAGCCUCGACAAGAAUGGCGAUGGCCUUCUCACGCAUUCAGAGCUCAAGGACGGCCUUGGGAAGGCAGGGCUCAAGGAGAUCCCUCCAGACCUCGCGGCGAUCAUGGACGGUGUGGACGCCGACGGCAGCGGCGUCAUCGACUACACCGAGUUCCUGGCCGCCACGCUCGACAGGCAGCAGUACAUGAAAGAAGAUGUCUGCUGGGCAGCCUUCAGAGUUUUCGACCGAAAUGGAGAUGGACACAUCUCCACACAGGAACUCAAGCAGGUGCUGCAGAGCAGCGAGGUGGAAGAUGCACUUGGACUGAAAGCCAUCGCGGACUUGAUGGUCGAAGUUGAUAGCAAUGGCGACGGCAUGAUCGACUUCGAGGAGUUCAUGGCCAUGAUGCGAGGGGGAGGCCCCAUGUGAUCCAGCUUCAACUGGAGGUGCUCCUGUGGACCAGGCAAUAUUAACCACCUCCGUCGUUGAUGCCGCGAGGGAUCCAGGCUUGAACAUCGUGUGAAACAGAG